CUCUCACUCUCACUCCAAUUGAACUGAACGGCAGAGCGGCAGCUGCAGCUUACAGAGUUUUCACUGCCACCGAGCCUCUCGCCGGUUCCCAUGCGUCCCUCGCUCGCCUGUCGCCUCCGUCCGUGUCGCGUCUUCACUGCCUUUGCGGGCUGUGCUUCGCGUGUCGUGUCCGCCGCAGUGGGUCGCCUUCACUGCUGUGCUUCGCCGUGAGCUCGCUUCUCUGUCUCCUUCUUUUCUGCGUGCCGUCAGCUGUGAGCCCGUGGCUUCUCUUCUCUGUUGAGGAAAGCAAACAAAAGCAUUAGGAAGAAGGAUAUAGUGACACGUGGAGCUAUAUGUCUGCAUUUUGAGGAAAUGAAUAGUACUAACCAACCAUAGCCACAAAACUGAGGGUUUGGGCCUUCGUCCAAUUUUCAGUGACUGCAAGUCACAGCACAGAAUUUCCCUGCCACUAGACCUUUGCCCACCCCAACCAUUCAAUUCACCAGCCACUUCUGCCUUACUCCAACAGUUUCCAAUUCUUUCUUCUCUCCCUUCAAAAAUUUACUCCUUUUUCAUUAACCCAUAGCUCUGAGUUUGACCUAUUUUGACAGCUCUACCGUUUAAACUUGCAUCGGAUUUACCUCCUCUGUUAAAUUCCAUAUACUUGGAGGAGACAUGGCUCUGAUGAGGUUUCAUCGUGUGAAGCAGAUUUCGAAGUUUCUAACACCUCUUCUUACCACAGGUGAUUGCUAUCAACAAUCUGGCAAAGUGUUCAACUUAGAAGGUUUGUCUGUAAUACCCACUCUCUCUGCUCAGAAGCUAAUUACUAAUGGGAUUCAAGUCAGAGAAUUUCACGAACAAAGGUUCUCAACAAUGGCUGAUGCAUCACAUGAACCUGCCCUUGAAAUUGACCUCUUGUCUUUCAUUAGAGCUUCAUUGGAUGAGUUUGAAGGAACCCAUCAUUGUUGGUUGAAUCUAUCUAACAAAGAUAAGCAACCUUUUGGGGGUGAUGGAGUCUUCUUGAUUCUUGCUUUAGAUUUGGACCAUCAAAUUUUGCUUGAAAAAUUGAAGACUAUCCAGAAGAGAUUCAAGAAGGAUAUGUGCCCCCAUAUUUUCAUUAUGUGCUCAAAACCAACCCAUCCUUCUGUCGAUCGACUUCAGCUGGCCCAUUUAGUGAUGACAGAAAAUAUCACGGUUCCCAUUUUGUUGUCUCAACAGACAUUUCCCGAGCUAGAGAAAGGUGCAAGGUACAUCUUAUUUAAAAAAGUUACAAGCCCAGUUAUUUAUCAUGAGAAGGUGGAUCUUGAAGUUUUAUACCAAGCUGUUCAGGAGUUACAGAUGCAACCUGAUGGUGAAUCCAAGUCAUCUGAUGUAUUGAAGUCUCCAUCUUGGAAGCAAAAUGGGAGCAACAAGGAUCAAUAUAUUUGUUAUCCUAUUCAGAAUUUACUUCUCUCUUAUCCAGGUUGCGUCUCUGCAGAUGACAGCUUGAACCGCCUCUUCUUUUCAGACUGCAAUCAUCAUAGGAUUGUUAUAUCAGAUGACAAUGGAGAGAUUCUGGACUGUAUUGGUUCUUCUCCAGGAUUUGAGGAUGGAGAUUUUGGAUCUGCUAAAUUAGGGCGCCCUGCAGGUUCUUAUUACCAUGCUGAGGAGGAUUGCUUAUAUUUUGUUGAUUCAGAGAAUCAUGCUAUCAGGAAAGCUGAUCUGGGUGGCCGAUUAGUGGAGACACUUUAUCCUGCCACUGCCUCUAGCAAACGUUUUCACCUAUGGAAUUGGAUCAGGAAUAAGCUUGGUUUAGAAAACAGUGAGGAGACCAAUGCUGAGGAAACAUAUGAAGUAUUGGAUUCUGAAUCACUAUAUUUCCCUUGGUAUCUGCUGAAAUCAGUUGAUGACACAUUUUACAUUAUAGAUCGCAGCUUUCAAACUUUAUGGACCAUGGAUAUUGGUUCAGGAAAGAUAGAUAAAGUUUAUAAAGGUUCUUCCACAAUCCUGGAGAUCUGCAGACAGCAGAUCACAGAAAACUUAUCUAUCCUAGAUCAAGUUCCCUCUGAUUGGUUUAAACAUCAAAAUCAACAUGCUUGCUUGCUGGAAGGCAUCCCAAACUCUGAUCUUUUAGCGUCAGUGACAACCCUACAGAAUCAUGUUAUUAUUUGUGAUACAGUUGGACAGAGGAUUAUGAAGGUUGACAGAGAAUCAAUGGUGUUUUCAGACUUCAAGUUGUCUAAUUUAGGGAUACUUGGAUUACCAUAUUGGUUGAAUUCCCCUCUUGAAACAUUUUAUGCUGCUGAAAAUGGACUCUUGGCCACGACAGUAGAUCAUCUGCAGCAUUUUCAGUUGCCACCAGGCAAGGUUUACAUAAAGUUGGGUGUGGAGAUUUCUGCUGAUGUUGAACUUGUAGAACCAUUACAAGAAUCCUGUAUAUGGCGACAAGCUAGAGGUUCAGCUACUGAAAUUUCUGGAAUUGAUGAUGGUCUAGGAUCCAUAGACAAGGCUGGUGUUGCACAACAGUGGUACGAUGAACUGGAUGAUCUUGCCGCUCCUAAACCCGAAACAGAAAUGGUUGUUGAAGAUGAUAAUCUGAAUCACAAUUUGGUUGUUGACGAUGAGAAAAUUUGCAUCAACUGUUGUGUUUGCAAUAGCCCUGGAACAAGUGAGGUUAUUAUUUACGGGGUACUAUAUUGUAAACUUAGAAAAGUACCAGACUCGAACGAGGGCAACCGGGAGAAAUAUGCAGCAAGGAUAGUAGAUAUUUUGAGCUCUAAGAAAUGUGGGAAAACAGAGAGAGAUUUAUGGAGUGCAUUUUUGUUGCAAUCAAAGGGUGAUCUUAGAGACCUUGUCUUCAUGAAACCCAUACACAUCAGAGUAAGGUUAAGUACUCUUGAUCAUCCUAAGGCUGAUAAUGGAAGAGACAUUAUCUCAACAGAUUCUUCAAUUGAGGUGAAGGUAUUUCUGAAAUAACACACUAGGUUCAGUUGCACAAUUGCAACUUUUCUGUAUUUGUUUUUUUAUACACCUUGCUCUAUUGUUGGGUUUAUGAUUACGUAGUAUUUAGUGGCCAUUUUCUAGCUGCUAUUUACGGAUAGAAUUGGCUAUAACACACUUUAAAUUAUGGUCUUAUUCGUUUCAGUUGGAUAUGUUUGGUAAUAAAUCUAGACAUUCAGCGUAUGUUAUCUUUUGUAUGACUUUGAAUAGAGAAAGUAUCACAUGAGAGAAUAGAGUUAAUGCUCAAAAUGUUGCUUAAAAAUUGAGGGAAUUUGAUUUGUAAUG
Messenger RNA from Arachis duranensis, 3243 nucleotides. RefSeq lists its product as uncharacterized. Lineage: Eukaryota; Viridiplantae; Streptophyta; Magnoliopsida; Fabales; Fabaceae. The coding region runs from base 655 to 2934 and encodes 759 amino acids. The transcript is spliced from 18 exons. The record is from RefSeq and is a predicted model, not a curated record.